CUGAAGCAGACAAAUCGGGUCGAACAGAAAAAGGCUGUAGUCUAGGUUUGAUGCCGGGCCAGAGUCCCAGACGCGCGAGCCUUUGUAACCGCUGUACUUGCGUGUAUAUAUAUCGCUGUAAGUCUUCUCUGUUUCCCUGUCUCUGGAGAUGGGGAAUUGGAACAGAAGAUAUCAACCUAGAAAGAAGUUCAGACACUAUGAAUAUGAAGAUCCCCCUUUGUCUCCGCCAAGGCCUCAUGAUACUCGAUCGUAUUCCUCUGGAGUUAACAAUAAUGGAGUGUCAUCUUGGGAAAUAGAUUAUUGCCAUUCAGUAUGGGUUCCUUGGCGUAAGGUUUUGGCAUCAAAAAAGUAUAUUUACUGCCAUCCAAGUGUGCUAAAUUGGGAUGAUUCUGCCGGUAAAGAAGCAUUACAGAAUGCAAAAGAGCGAUACUGGGCCUUGAUCAAUGGCCUUCCCUGUGGCAACCCUUUACCUGACCCAGAUGUAUACAUUGAUGAGAUUGAUUGGAACCCCUAUAUGGAUCCUGAUCUGAUGGCUGAUCUAGAUCUCCAAGUAUUUGAUCCUGAUAACGCUCAGAAGAUUGACAAGUUGGAAGCUAUAAAUGAAGAGGCUGCAUGUGCAGAAGUAGAAAAUGAUGAGAAUCCAUCUACUUGUGAUAAUCCAUGGGAAAGGAAUCAUGUGCAAGAUACUGGAAGUUUGAAAGAUAUAGUACAGGGAUGGGGUAGGUGGGAUGAUUCCGUAAAUUUGAAAAAUGACGACCCUUGGGAGCAAAGCUGUAGCAAACCUGUUGAUGCCUUGAAAGACAAUGGUUGGAGAAGUGGGAAUGACUCUUGGGUUUGGUACCAGGGGAUCGAUAAUACUAGGUCAGCUGCAGUUGUUGAUUAUGGUUGUGGGAAUUCUUGCAACUAUAUCAGGCAAACUGGGGGGCCUGUAAGACAAAAGGGCCUGGGACAUAAAGAAAAUAAUUCUUGGGGUAGGAGUCAUGGGAACACCAAUGUUGAAGGAUCAAGGAACUCAGAUAAUUGUGGACAUUCCAAUGGAAAUAAUUAUUCUAUGGGUUCAAAAGAGAGAAGUUGGAGGAACAACAGGGAUAAAUCUUGGGUUCAGCAAGACAACAGGAAAGAAUCUUGGGGUUGGAGGGAUUCCGCAUACCAAGAUAAUGAGCCAAAGUCUUGGGAUUCACAAAGAUCUAAGCCAGGUGGGAGGUCCGUUCGUGGUAUUGGCCGGAAGAGGGAAGGUUCUCUGCAGCAAACAUCAAAAUACAAGAGCUCUAGGUAUCAUGGUGAGACCUAUGGAGAUAGUCACCAGCUGUAAAAGAGUAAAAGGAAAGUUUUGUGAGACGGCCUGUGUUGUUUUUGAGGUUUUUCGAGGCUGAAAGCAUACGUCAUGGAUUCACUAACUUAGUAUUCAACUUGUACGAGGGUCCAUUUUGGUUAAGACUUUAGGUCGACUGGGAUGAAGGGGCAUGCCUUAUCACAGAGGAUCGGACAACAAAGUCUUACCAUAAUCUCGAGAGAGAUUUUAUAGCUCUAUCGAUCUGCAAGUGAAGUAGCUGGAACUUGGUUGUCUUUUGUCACAUCAUGUCGUAACACACAGAUAUGUGGACUUUCGGAAAGAUACUUGAUGCUGCUAGUAAUUCACUGAUUGUAUGAUUCAGAGACUUCGUUUUGGACAAUGAAUCAUGUGGACAAGCAGCCCCUUGAAUGCUUCAGCAGUUGCUUUAGAGUCGUUAGAAACAGAGUUGUAAGAAUUGACCACCUAGAUGUCUCUUUUGUUCACAACUUUUGUGUUGACAGUACUCUUCAGGGUAAAGUGUUUGUGGAAAGGUACAGAAGAGGCAGAGGCAGAUGUUUUGUUCCGAGGAUAAGUAUUUUGGCGUAUAGGAUUAAAGUUCAUUUUCUCUUUUUAGACUGUGAA
Sesamum indicum (sesame) is the source of this 1915-nucleotide messenger RNA. RefSeq lists its product as uncharacterized. The record is from RefSeq and is a predicted model, not a curated record. Lineage: Eukaryota; Viridiplantae; Streptophyta; Magnoliopsida; Lamiales; Pedaliaceae.